Messenger RNA from Piliocolobus tephrosceles (Ugandan red Colobus), 3124 nucleotides. It is a transcript of the gene FKBP14, whose product is annotated as FKBP prolyl isomerase 14. NCBI's taxonomy places the organism in Eukaryota, Metazoa, Chordata, Mammalia, Primates, Cercopithecidae. The transcript is spliced from 4 exons. Bases 294 to 929 code for a protein of 211 amino acids. The record is from RefSeq and is a predicted model, not a curated record. Gene Ontology annotation, molecular function: calcium ion binding; peptidyl-prolyl cis-trans isomerase activity.
AUUGGCUUGAGAGCUGCCUGAAGGAUAGCACCAACAGCCAAUGGAAGGCCGCUAUUCCCAGGCGGCCACGUCGUAAGAGCCAAUCAGGCCCUCAUUUGGGCUUAACUCUUUAAAGGUGGGUUCGCGCCCCCUGAGAAAGUAGUUGGUAGUAAACGUGCCACGUCUUCUAAGAAGGGGGGAGUCCUAAACUUGCCUGAAGCCGUUGUCCCUAAGCCUUGAACUACGUUCUUAAAUCUAUGAAGUUGAGGGCGCUUUCGCUGCUUUUGUAGGGACUUCUUUCCUGCUUCAGCAACAUGAGACUUUUCUUGUGCAACGCAGUCUUGAUGCUGUUCGUCACUUCUUUGAUUGGGGCUCUGAUCCCUGAACCAGAAGUGAAAAUUGAAGUUCUCCAGAAGCCAUUCAUCUGCCAUCGCAAGACCAAAGGAGGGGAUUUGAUGUUGGUGCACUAUGAAGGCUACUUAGAAAAGGACGGCUCCUUAUUUCACUCCACUCACAAACAUAACAAUGGUCAACCCAUUUGGUUUACCCUGGGCAUCCUGGAGGCUCUCAAAGGUUGGGACCAGGGCUUGAAAGGAAUGUGUGUAGGAGAGAAGAGAAAGCUCAUCAUUCCUCCUGCUCUGGGCUAUGGAAAAGAAGGAAAAGGUAAAAUUCCCCCAGAAAGUACACUGGUAUUUAAUAUUGAUCUCCUGGAGAUUCGAAAUGGACCAAGAUCUCAUGAAUCAUUCCAAGAAAUGGAUCUUAAUGAUGACUGGAAACUCUCUAAAGAUGAGGUUAAAGCAUAUUUAAAGAAGGAGUUUGAAAAACAUGGUGCGGUGGUGAAUGAAAGUCAUCAUGAUGCUUUGGUGGAGGAUAUUUUUGAUAAAGAAGAUGAAGACAAAGAUGGCUUUAUAUCUGCCAGAGAAUUUACAUAUAAACACGAUGAGUUAUAGAGAUACAUCUACCCAUUUAAUAUAGCACUCAUCUUUCAAGAGAGGGCAGUCAUCUUUAAAGAACAUUUUAUUUUUAAACAAUGUUCUUUCUUGCUUUGCUUUUUAUUUUUAUAUAUUUUUUCUGACCCCUAUUUAAAGAACCCCUUAGGGUUUCUAAGUACCCAUUUCUUUCUGGUAAGUUAUUGGGAAGAAAAAGCUAAUUUGUCUUUGAAUAGAAGACUUCUGGACAAUUUUUCACUUUCACAGAUACGAAGCUUUGUUUUACUUUCUUAUUUGUAAAUUUAAAAUGUUGCAACUGGGAACAUACCACGACAGGAGACGAGGUUAUAACACAAAUUAGCACCCUAUAUUUCUGCUUCCCUCUAUUUUCUCCAAAUUAGAGGUCAACAUUUGAAAAGCCUUUUGCAAUAGCCCAAGGCUUGCUAUUUUCAUGUUAUAAUGAAAUAGUUUAUCUGUAACUGGUUCUGAGUCUCUGCUUGAGGACCAGAGGAAAAUGGUUGUUGGACUUGACUUGUUAACAGCUACUACUUUACUAAGGAGAUGUGCAAUGCUGAAGUUAGAAACAAGGUUAAUAGCCAGGCACAAUGGCUCACACCUGUAAUCCCAGCACUUUGGGAGGCUGAGGCAGGCGGAUCACCCAAGGUCGGGAGUUUGAGACCAGCUUGACCAACAUGGAGAAACCCCGUCUCUACUAAAAAUACAAAAUUAGCCGGGCAUGGUGAUGCGUGCCUGUAAUGCCAGCUACUCAGGAAGGCUGAGGCAGCAGAAUGACGUGAACCCGGAGGCGGAGGUUGCGGUGAGACGAGAUCAUGCCAUUGCACUCCAGCCUGGACACUCUGUCUCAAAAAAAAAAGAAAACACGGUUAAUAACAUAAAUAUGUAUGCAUUGAGACAUGCUACCUAGGACUUAAGCUGAUGAAGCUUGGCUCCUAGUGAUUGGUGGCCUAUUAUGAUAAAUAGGACAAAUCAUUUAUGUGUUAGUUUCUUUGUAAUAAAAUUUAUCAAUGUUAUAGAUGAGGUAGAAAGUUAUAUUUAUAUUCAAUGUUUACUUCUUAAGGCUAGCGGAAUAUCCUUCCAGGUUCUUUAAUGGGUAGUCUAUAGUAUAUUAUACUACAAUAACAUUGUAUCGUAAGAUAAAGUAGUAAACCACUCUACAUUUUCCCAUUUCUGUCUUAUCAAAAACUGAAGUGGGCUGGGCGUGGUGGCUCAUGCCUGUAAUCCCAGCACUUUGGGAGGCCAAGGAGGGUGGAUCUCUUGAGGUCAGGAGUUCGAGACCAGCCUGGCCAACGUGGUGAAACCCCGUCUCUACUAAAAAUACAAAAAUUAGCCAGGCGUGGUGGUGCACACCUGUAGUCCCAGGUACUCGGGAGGCUGAGACGAGAGAUUUGCUUGAACCAGGGAGGUGGAGGUUGCAGUGAGCCAAGAUUGUGCCACUGUACUCCAGCCCGGGUGACAGAGCAAGACUCCAUCUCAAAAAAAAAAAAAAAAAUGAAGCGGGCCUACAGCAGCUACUAUUGAAUAAAUACCUAUCCUGGACUUAAAAAUUUUUUUAAAAAUUAUAAUUUUAUUUUAAAUUGACUUAUCUUUAAUUUUUUUUAAAGUUAUCAAAUCUUCAUUUUCUAAGAAUAGCCCUUUAUAGUGUACAAAAUGAUAUUAAGUGCAUUAUUAUCUUUGAUUUUCAUGGCUCUGAGUCAUAAAACAAGCUGGUGGAUCUCACUGUACCUAAUUUAUAGAUGAGGAAAUUGUCAUCCAAAAAGAUGGAUUGGUAUGCCCAGGGUUAGCAUUAACCUGUAGAACCAGUAUUUAGUCCCCAAGUUCAGUGUCUUCUACUGCCCUCUACUAAUGAAAAAGUGAAAUUUUUCCUUGCGCCUAAUUCUCUCUUUAGUUUGCUAUUCCGUUGUUUAUCUCUGAGUCUUCAUUCUCUGAAGAUGGCUUUCUGCCUGUUUCUGGUACAUUAGAAUUCUCACUAUAUCGAAAUGGCUCCAGAUUCAUAGCAUAAUCUCGCAGUUAGCUCUGAAUUGCCUCAAAAAUCCUGAACAACGUGAGGUUCCAGAUGUGUUUUACUUCUUUCAUUCCUAUUUACCCCCAUUUGUUGUUUAAAAAGAAUUAUGAACAAUUAUUACAUCAUAUGUAGACCACUUUCACUGAUUAUAUAUUGACAUUUUCCUCAGUAAAACAUAAAGUUCUUAACAAGA